This is a messenger RNA of Tauraco erythrolophus (red-crested turaco), 2418 nucleotides long. The record is from RefSeq and is a predicted model, not a curated record. Lineage: Eukaryota; Metazoa; Chordata; Aves; Musophagiformes; Musophagidae.
AUGGCUCUUGAAAACAAUCAACUGCAGAAAGUCUGGCGUGAUUUAGCAACAAAGUAUCCUGAAGUAGUUUUGUGUGUGGAAAAAAUGCGUUUUGGUGAAAAAGCAAGACAAAAAAUGUCAAAAAAUUCAAAACAAGAUCAAAAAUCCACCCUCACCCGUGCAGUGUGUGCCUUGCUGAACUCUGGAGGAGGUGUUGUAAAAGCAGAGAUUGAAAAUGAAAACUACAACUUAGAGAGAGAUAAGAUCGGAUCAGAUUUAGAAGAGAAUUUUCGGUCUCUUCUUUUGUUUCCAGACUGGAGAAAAUACCUGGACUUUGAACAGCAAGGUAAUUACCUUUUGAUUUUUAUUAAAACCUGGAGCAGUGAAAACACAUCCUUAAUCUCUACAGGAGCAAAGCCACGUAUCUGUAGCCUGAGUACUGCGUUGUAUGCAAAAAAUGGUGCUUCUCUUUCCCACAUGAACGCUACCGAAGCUUUUUCAUUCCUUAAAGGAAAGCAAGAUGAAGCCAGGAGAGAGCUUAGCCCAGGACCACCUGCUAAAACCAGGAAGAAUGGCGAAGUUGGAAGAGGCACGGAUAUUAUAAAUAAUGCUGUUGCUGAGUUGUUUAAUAGGGACCAACUGCAGCACGGAGAGACAUUGACUUUCACAGAGUCAGAAAAUGUGGAAUUUAAGCACUAUGCAACUGGAAACUUUUUGACUCGUGUCAAAGAGAUGUUACCUCAGUAUAUCGCUGGAUUUGCAAACACACGCGGUGGGUAUUUAUGGAUCGGUGUGGAUGAUGACAGCAGAGUGCAGGGAUUCAGCAUUGAUGAGGACCUUGAAGAAUUAAGUCUCACAAUCAAUUCCAUUCAAACCAAAUUGCCUCUCUUCCAUUUCUGCAAGAGCGGAAACGGACACAGCAUAACAUGCGAACACAAAAUCUUCAAAGUAUACCACAAGGCUGGAGAUCACUGUGGCUACGUCUGCGCUGUGAAGAUUCAGCCAUUUACUUGUGUCACGUUUUCCGAACACCCGGACUCGUGGCUAGUGGCAGACUGCGCCAUCAGGAGACUGAGAGCGGAUGAGUGGGCUGAAUGGAUGACCGAUGCUGAUCCAGAUCUUUCAAAGUUUUCUGAGACCUUUAGGCUAGAGCUGAGUCUGACAGAGGGGCCACCUCUUGCCAAGCCAGUUUAUUCACACCGGGGCCUUGACAACAUUGAUGAUCUUUGUAAGCAACUGUUUCCAGUGAAAUUGCACAGCAUAAUAUAUACUCCAGAAAAACUCAGUGAAGAUCUCCUCCAAGAGCAUCCAGGGUUGGAUAUUUUAAUAAAAAAUCAAUUGAAGCAGCUUUCUGAGGGAGUCCUGAUAUUUUCCAGAAGCUGGGCUGUUGAGGUUGGCUUGUCAGCAAACCAAGGCAUAAUUUGUGAUAUUCUGCUAAUAGCCAAGGAUAGGCCACCUAUCCUCUAUACAGUCUGUGAGCAUCACAUCUCAAAGGAUUUGGUUGAAUACUCAAGAUGCGUAGCCUGGAGGCUGAAGGAGAAAUUAGUCAACACUGGGGGCUAUAUUCACAAAUUGUGUGUAAUACCAAAGCUACUGACUUUGUCUCCCAAAAUUAACUGUGGAAAAGAAUAUGAUCUGAAUAUUCAAGAAACAUAUCCCCAAAACUACAGCCUGAUCAACAGUCAUAACUUGAAGGCCCUCUUGAACGCUCUCACAGUAGCUCUGCUGACUUUCAAGUCCUUUUUAAGUGACUAUGUUGGUUUUGAGUUUUUGAACCUCCUAACCAUCAAACAAUACCAGCUGCUCUCAGAAAAUCUUCACAAAACUAAGAAGCUGUAUGUUUAUGGUCUGCCAGGAACAGGAAAAACUAUAGUGGCCCUGAAGAUCAUAGAGAAAAUAAGAAUUAUGCUGCAGUGCAAACAAGAGGAGAUUCUUUAUGUAUGUGAGAACCAGCCUCUGAGAGAUUUUGUACGGCAGAAAAACAUUUGCCAAGCCGUGACAAGAGUAGCCUUUUUGAAGACAAGCUUUGACAAUGUGAAGCACGUAAUAAUUGAUGAAGCACAGAAUUUCCAAGAUGGGAAAGGUGAUUGGUAUAACAAAGCCUUGACUCUGACUUCAUCAUCACAUCUCCCUGAGCCUGGCUUUUUCUGGAUUUUCUUAGACUACUUACAGACAAGUCACUGCUUCUCAACUGGUCUUCCAGAGGCAACAUGGCAUGAUCCUGUCGAGUCACUAACCAAAGUGGUUCGUAAUCCUAACAGUAUCUAUAGCUAUCUAAAAGAAGAGAUGGAAAAGAUUGUGAAGUACUCUUACCUAAAUAUUCCCAGUCGACAUUUGGAAACCUUAUUAUGCAGAGCCACAUGUGCUCAUGCUGUGCAAGGCUGUACCGAAAUAGUAAGCAACCUGGACAGAAAUGGAAUAGCAAGAAAGAAAUUCUAG